AUGCCGGAGCAGAGUUCUAAGAGCAGUGCUAGUUCCAUGAAAGGCUAUAAGAAAGCCGUGACUAAAACUCAGAAAAAGGAGGAGAAAAAGCGCAAGAGAUAUCGCAAAGAGAGCUAUUCAGUUUAUAUCUAUAAAGUACUGAAACAAGUUCAUCCGGAUACUGGUAUUUCUUCGAAGGCUAUGAGUAUUAUGAAUUCACUUGUUACUGAUAUGUUUGAGCGCAUUGCAGCGGAGGCGUCCCGCCUGGUGCGUUACAACAAGUGUUCGACCGUCACAUCCAGGGAGAUCCAGACAGCGGUGCGCUUGCUGCUUCCUGGGGAGUUGGCCAAACACGCAGUGUCCGAGGGCACCAAGGCUGUCAGUAAAUACAGUAGUUCCAAGUAA
Molecule: messenger RNA, 384 nt
Organism: Lagenorhynchus albirostris (white-beaked dolphin)
Lineage: Eukaryota; Metazoa; Chordata; Mammalia; Artiodactyla; Delphinidae
Product: histone H2B type 1-A-like
Exons: 1
Coding region: 1-384 (127 amino acids)
Cellular component (GO): nucleosome
Molecular function (GO): DNA binding; protein heterodimerization activity; structural constituent of chromatin
Source: RefSeq, a predicted model, not a curated record